Molecule: messenger RNA, 2843 nt
Organism: Eptesicus fuscus (big brown bat)
Lineage: Eukaryota; Metazoa; Chordata; Mammalia; Chiroptera; Vespertilionidae
Gene: DNAI3
Product: dynein axonemal intermediate chain 3
Exons: 23
Coding region: 134-2836 (900 amino acids)
Biological process (GO): cilium movement involved in cell motility; inner dynein arm assembly
Cellular component (GO): inner dynein arm
Molecular function (GO): dynein light chain binding; dynein heavy chain binding
Source: RefSeq, a predicted model, not a curated record
UGCUCUUAGGACUUGUUUUUCUGAGAGGAGAGUAAAGCUUCCAUCUUCAGCCCCAGAAGGAGUUUUUCGCUAGGGUACUGCAAAGAGGCUUCUUUUCUCUUCUGUUUAGCAAGUAUCAGCCUGAGUCAGAGCCAUGGCUCCGAAACCUCAACAAGGAAAGAGUCCGCGAGGCAAAAAGAAAAAAGGAAAACGUGAAAAUAAGGACAUAACACUUGGUAGUGAAGAAGCAGAACCUGUAAAUAUGGAGAGCAUGGGUCAUCCAGAAAUUUAUCCUUUAGUGUUAACUACCAGGACUCAAGAAAUAUUCAAUUGCCGAAUAGAUGAAGAUCUGACAGAUGAGCAACCUUAUAAACUUAUCAAAAAACAAGAUAUUUUGGCAGACUUUAAAAACAGAGCUGCAGUAUCUGAUUUCUACCCAGUCAAAAAAGUUAUCCAGGAGUAUCCUGGAGAUGAGAUUCUGGUUGUUUAUGACAAAGACUUCAAAUUUGGACUUAACUUUUAUGUUGUUGGAACAGAAGAAGGCAAGGAAAACUAUUUUAAUCCCCCAGAAGUUCAAGAAGAACAGGAUGAACAUAAAGAACUUAAAGACCAUAUUCCUGAAGAAAUAUAUGACUAUAAGCCACCCAUCUCAAAACCCUGGGUUUCUUUGGGCAGUGAAAAAGAAAUUGAGGAAGAAUCUGUUAAGAGUUCUACAGAGCAGAUUACAUAUAUGAUUUCUCGAAAACGAGGUGAUUUUGGUGCACCAAUUAAGUUCAGUGACCAUAAUGCUUCCAGUACAAAAGAUACCUAUAUUGAAUGCACAGCCUACCCAGAUAAAAAUUUUAUUAUUAAGCAACUUGAGAAAGAUGUUGGCCUGCAAGUAGUCCCUCAAAUCAAGGACAUAAGUACUCAGACAAGAUGGACAUAUCCCAGAAAUGCUACUACACAAUAUUAUCCAAGAGAAUUUUUAGAAAAGGAAAAAGAAACAUUCGGACAAUCAAAGCCAUUAGCUGAAUUUCUUAACAACAUGUCCACAAGUGUUGAAAUCGCCCUGCAACAAAACGAAAUCACCAACACGUUCAUUGACGACUGGAAAACCCUAGCGGAGGAAGAAGGCACCUUUGGGGACAAGACCGACACCCACCUGAAGGAGUACCAGUCCUUCACCGACCUCCAUAACCUGAUGGAGAAAAUGGUCACCUGCGUCUCGUGGCACCCGAAUAUCUACGGACUGAUAGCUGUGUCGGUGGCCGUGCGGCUCUCCUUUGAAGACAGAGUGUACUUUUCUGGUAAAUUAUUGCUGCAACCGUCGCUGAUUCUUUUCUGGAGUUUCUCCGACCCCAUACAUCCUCAGUUAAUGCUGGAGAGCCCAGACGACAUUUUCUGCUUCAAGUUCUGUCCGAGUAACCCUAAUAUUAUUGCUGGAGGCUGCAUCAACGGGCAGAUUGUCCUGUGGGAUAUUACCGCACAUGCCGAUCGCAUAGAGCACAUUAAGACAGGCAGCAGUAGAAGUAAAAAAGCCACACUCAAGCCCAUGUUUCUCCUUGAACCAGACGAUAAUAAAGAAGCAAUGUAUAUCAGACACUGUGCAGUCUCCUCAAUAGAAAAUGGACAUAAGAAAGUAAUUACAGAUAUACACUGGCUGUCGGACACCUUUGAGAUUAACAGAAUGGGUUCUGUCUUUGAGAAUCGAAGUGGGAUAUGCUGUCAACUGGUCACCUGUUCGGCAGAUUGCACAAUAUGUUUUUGGGAUAUCAGACAACAGAGAGGUAUAAGCAUUCAACCAACAGAGAAGAAGAAAGAAGAAAGUAUUGAAAUUCCUAAUGAUACACCAUCUACAUUUUUGCAUCUAGAUCUCGCCUGGAAACCUCUCUCUAAGCUAAGACUGUCUAAAGGUGAAACAAGUUUAGACCACUGUCCAGUCAAGUUAAGCCUGGGUAAAGACCAUCUCAUUUACAAAACACAAGAAAAAGUGUUAGUUCAGAACGUAGUCAUGAAGACUGAGGAAAUGAACCCGUACCAGAACCUGGAAAGUGGGUUGGCCAAUCUCCUCAGGCCCAUAGAGGACUUCUGCACAAAGUUCUUUGUGGGAACAGAGGAAGGUGAAGUGUUAUACUCAGAUUGGAAAAUGGAAAGAGACCCUGAAACUGGCCGAUUGAUGACAAAGAAGCCCGUGAGCCUCAACACCGUCCAUGAUGGUGCCAUCCACACGGUUCAGAGGUCACCCUUUUACAAUGACAUUAUCCUCACCGUUGGGGGAUGGAACGUGGCCAUCUGGAAGGAAGGUGUCAUGAUCGGACCCCUCCUUCAGUCAAGCUGUGCUCCAAAAAGGUACACCUCAGGGCACUGGUCCCUGACGAGGCCCGGCGUCUUCUAUAUUGGCCGAGAAGAUGGAUACAUCGAUAUCUGGGACCUUCUGGAGAAAACCCAUGAACCAGCCCAGUCACAAAACAUCUGUAUAACGAUGAUCACCUGCAUCAAACCCUGGGCCUUUUCUGCUAAGCAGCAGUUCAUCGCCGUCGCUGAUUACUAUGGGACACUGCAUAUAUUAGAGAUUCCUUGGACAUUAAGUCACCCUUCCACCAAUGAGGUAUCAAGUAUAAACUAUUACUUUGAAAGAGAAGUCAAGCACCUGGAAUAUGUGGCACAACGCAAGAAAAUUCGUGAACAAGAAAGGAAGGAAAUGGAGCUGGAGAGGGAGAAGAAAAAAGUUAAACCGUAUCAGAAGGGAAAAGAGCAGUUGGAGGCUGAGUUGAAGAUGGACUACGAGAGCUAUUUGGAACUGGAGAAGACCGUCCUCCUCAGCCUGGGCCUCACUAAGGUCUCAGACAAUCUGUCCUUCGUGGACCUCCUAUAGGAGCCUU